Syngnathoides biaculeatus (alligator pipefish) is the source of this 7084-nucleotide messenger RNA. RefSeq names its product RAB33B, member RAS oncogene family a (gene rab33ba). Gene Ontology annotation, biological process: Rab protein signal transduction. The transcript has 4 exons. The coding region runs from base 3544 to 4266 and encodes 240 amino acids. Gene Ontology annotation, molecular function: GTP binding; GTPase activity. NCBI's taxonomy places the organism in Eukaryota, Metazoa, Chordata, Actinopteri, Syngnathiformes, Syngnathidae. Gene Ontology annotation, cellular component: endosome; Golgi apparatus. The record is from RefSeq and is a predicted model, not a curated record.
UGUAAUGAAAUUUAUUCAAUAUUUUAUAUUUUUUAACAAAUAAAAAAACGAAAAGUGGGGCGUGCAAUAUUAUUCGGCCCCUUUACUUUCCGUGCAGCAAACUCACUCCAGAAGUUCAAUGAGGACCUCUGAAUGAUCCAAUGUUGACUGAUGAUGAUAAAUAGAAUCCACCUGUGUGUAAUCCAGUCUCCGUAUAAAUGUACCUGCUCUGUGAUAGUGUCAGGGUUCUGUUUAAAGUGCAGAGAGCAUCAUGAAGACCAAGGAACACACCAGGCAGCUUCGAGAUACUGUUGUGGAUAAGUUUAAAGCAGGAUUUGGAAGCUGACAUACUAUCCUUCUGUAAUUUACCCUGACAUUGUGAACUAUUUUAUCUUCACUCCAAGUGUUUAUACCAUGGAUGACAUGAAAGCUUACAAGAACAUGGAUGCAUACAAUCAGUUUGUGUGUGGCUGGGUUGCCGAUAUGGGAGCUGUUAUCAGAAAUGGAUACCACCUCGUCAGUGGAAAGGUUCUUCAUUCCCAAGCAUUGCGAGAAAUGCCCCUUUGGCCUUGGGUGAUUGCUGAACAAAGUGGGAAAAUUGUUGCUGUACAUUGCAACUGCAAGGUUGGCCUGGGAGAAGCUUGUUCACAUGUUGCUGCACUGCUGUUUGGGGUUGAAGCCAACAUCAGGAUACAGGAGUCAAAGACUGUCACACGGGAAAGCAUACUGGAAUCUGCCAACACCUCCUCAAAAGUAGUCAAUACAAAAUAAAAAAAAGAAUCCCUACCUACCGAUCCUAGUUUUCUUUGUCUAUGUUACCGGAAACACAACAUUUUUAUUUGGCCUUAUCACAAUGUUUUGACCAUAUAAAUGUGCUGUUCCCAAUGUUAUGUAACUGCGAAAACCAAUUGUACUUCAAAAUUGUCUCAUUCUCCAUCUAACAUGUCACUGUUCUGUACCCUGAAAAUUGUAUUUAGUUCUACUGGUAACAGUUACCCACUGUAUUUCAAACAAAUAUUUCCGUUUCUAUAUGUGUGUGUUUACAGAUUUACAUGAAAUGCAUUUCCAAUGUAACAGAUUUAUUAAGUGUCAUAACCAGAACGCUAGGGCGGACCCAAAUGCACAACUCAGUAGACGUGUGUACGAUCUGGCAAAGACAGACCGUCCGCUGGGUCCUAUAUAUACUAUGGUUCAUUAUCACUGAUGAGAUGCUGGAGUGCAGGGGACCUGCACCGCCAGGGCUGGGUAAGGCAGGACCAUGACAUUAGGGAACACAUUUUAUUUCAAUUUGCUGUGCAGAGGAAAUGUUCCACAAGUGUGCUGGCUUGCCUGAAACAAUAAUCAUAAACAAAAUGUUAUAUUUAUUUUUUGUUUGGCCCACUUACUUAAUAAAACAGAACACAUCAUAUUCAAAUUUUAAUAAGUUGUUGAAAGGAUGCUGAUGUUAAAACAAGUCCCGACACCUAAAAUAUUUCAUAAUUUAAUGGAUAGGUUUCCAAUUACGCCAUCUUGUGUGUCAUAGAGGUCGGAGAACACAGAUGAUGGGUGAAGCAUGAAGUUUUUUUCUGUUUAUUUAUAUAUUUACAUUAUUUAUAUUUUGUCUAUUUAUCCAAUUGGUCUAAGGGUGGUGGUGAUGUCAUUGGAAACCAAUCUAUCCAUGUAACUCAGUACAGUAUGAAGACUAUUUUACUUGUAUUGCCCUUUCAUUAUUUGCUUAAAUCUGACCUUAUACAUUUAAUCAACGGAUAAAGUGUUGCCCAUUUGCUAAUCAGACAAGUAGUUGUUGUGGAGCCAGUGAUUGUCCUUGAUCUUUGUACGCAGAAAACCGGCUGGCGCCAUACUCCUCUCCCAGGCGUUGCCAUGGAGACGGACGACAUCAGAUAAGGAGCGGAAAGUUACCCUCCCAGCCACUUCUACCAUGGACCCAUACAUAUAAAAAUCUUGUGUUACUGGGCAGCUUUUGUCUUCUUCUUUGGCUAUCCUGCCAGAAGACACACAUCUCGUGUGCGGCAGAUACCAAGAUAAGAUCCGGACGUCUGUACUGCACAUUCCUUUGUAAUAAAUCCAUUUGCUGAUAAUUUUUUCUAAUCAUUGGUCAUAUCUUCCUCAAUUCGUGAACACCUGCAAAUCCCUAUAAGUAUCAAACAAUAACCAUAUUAUUCAGAGCACACUAGAAAAAAGGUUUCAGAACAGUAUUCAUUUAACAUGAUUAUAAGUGGAAGCAUGUUUCUGUUUAGUAUCAGUUUCAAUGUUCACAUGUUCCAAGUGCCAACAAACCAUGCAGCCAUACAUGACCUACCAUUGUCUGGUCUUGCACAUCUAGGUCACCUAAAUUUAUCAAUUAACUGGCAAAAAACAGUUCCCAGUGACAAAAUGAUCUGAGCAGACAUGAUACUGGGACAGAUUAGCAGUGUUUACAUCUGCUCUGGACAAUCCUGCCAGCGAAUCUCUUUGACGUUGAGAAGAACGUUUUUCAGUUUGUUCUCCCUGCCUUUUUAUAACAGCUGGAAUCCUGACUUGUCUCCUGACUUGUUUACGUUGGGCCCUGCUCUGUUGGAGCAGCCAACUGUUAGGAAUAGUAGUUUUCAACCCCUUUUCAAUGGUUUGUUUCAGUAGCGUAUGUGGAAGCGUGGGUAUGUUAUGUGGAGAGCUGUCACUAAAUACAAGCACUACUGAGUAUUCAAAGCUGUCUCACGUAAUUUUUGUUGACACAGGCACAAACAUGGUGUCAGGAGUGGCUAGAACAAGAGACAAUACCGUGGAUUAAUACGGCGUUUCACCGCAGGACGCAAAAAAUGAAAAGUAAAAAAUGCAACGACGAAGCAGCAGAAGGAAUUAGCAACGGGCCAAGCUGGAGACGUGAACAUUCCACCUCCAAAGGAGAUGAAGAUGGCUGGCGAUUUGGCUAUUAACUGGGACAACUUCAGAGCAGAAUUAACCAUAUCUGGAGGUUGGUUGGUUUGUGCAAGUUCGAAAAAUAAUGUGGUCACUUGUGCGUGGAGCUACGGCCGCCGGUACACUUGUCUUCCAACAUGGUGCGAGCCCGGAAAUCACCUGAUUGUGACGCCAUGUCACUGGCCUCUAUGCAAGGCUUCUUGAUAGUCACGGUCCUUUGCAGGGAGCCUUUUUUGGUUUACCAAAUUUUAAUCCUACAAAAAACCCAGUCAUAAUCCAACCUGUAAACCAAUGGUUCUCCACACGUUUUGGGAGUACCAAGAUGGCGGCGAACCGGCUUUAACCAAUCGACAUACCACUCGAUGUGUAUGCGCUAUCCAAUCUUUUUUUGUUGUUGUUUUUAAAUCAGUGGGUGUACCUGCCUCGUGCCCGAUGACAGCUGGGAUUGGCUCCAGCACUCCCGCUACCCUCGUGAGGAUAAGCGGAUCAGAGAAUGACCGGAUGGUUGGGUGACUUGGUUAAACAAAAAAAAAAAAGAAAAGUAAAAACCGACCUCUUACAUUUCCGCUUGCGUGGUUGAAAAAUCUCGCGACAAGUUACGGCAGUGAGUAACGUGCCACAGAUUGUCAUGGGUAGAGCAGACACGCCCUUCUCUAUCUUUUGACGAGUAUGGCGGAGAGCGUUUCGUCGGGUGAAUUCUCGAGCUCUCUGACGAGCUCCGCUAAGAUUCCUCCGCCGAGGACUCGCAUCUUCAAAAUCAUCGUGAUCGGGGACUCGGGGGUAGGGAAGACGUGCCUGACGUACCGCUUCUGCGCCGGUAAAUUCCCCGAGAAGACCGAGGCCACGAUCGGGGUGGACUUCAGAGAGAAGCUAGUCGACAUUGACGGCGAGAAGCUCAAGAUUCAGCUGUGGGACACAGCAGGCCAGGAGCGCUUCAGGAAGUCUAUGGUGCAACACUACUACCGCAAUGUCCAUGCUGUAGUCUUCAUCUAUGACGUUACCAAUGCUGGCAGCUUCAGCAGCCUGCCUGCUUGGAUUGAGGAGUGCAAGCAGCAUGCUUUGGGCACAGAGGUGCCCAGGAUCCUUGUUGGAAACAAGUGCGACCUUCGAGACUCCAUCCAAGUCAGAACAGACGUGGCGCAGCAAUUUGCGGACUCACACUCUAUGCCACUGUUUGAGACCUCCGCGAAGAACCCAAACAGCCAGGGUGGCAUGAGCUCUGGCAGUAGUGACCACGUUGAGGCUAUUUUCAUGACGGUGGCUCACAAGCUUAAGUCUCAGAAGCCUCUGGUGUUGAGCCAGCCUCCUGCAGGAUCAGGAGGGAGCAUCAAAUUAAGCAGCAGGGGGGAUGCCACUGAUGGGUCACGGGGCUGGGCCUGCAGUAGCUGCUGAAUGGUGGAGACACAUGAGGACACCACUAAAUUGUGAAGAUAUACAGACAGAUUCACAGUCACAAUAAUGACAUCAUUAAUCAGUGUCAAUUGUUUGCUUUGUCGCUGAUUGUUUUGUCUUGGAAUGAAAAUGAGAUAGAGUUUGAUGCAACAGUAUAAUAAUACAUCAGUUAAUCCUGGGUUAUUAUUCUUUGGCUGCAAACAAAAAGCUUUGCAGCAUUAAUAUAGAAUUUGAAAUGCACCUAGGAUUCACAGGACAAUGGUUGAAAUUUAAAAUCUAGGCAUGAUAGAUUGUAAGAUGCAUUUUUUUUUAAUUCACAAUAAAAUACCUCAGUUCUUGAGAACUGAUUUCACACGAGUAACGGUACAUGCUGUCAAAAACAAAAAUACACUCUGUUAUGUAUUCAAGGUAGAGAAUACAGUUGUCAAUUCAUUUGUGAAAUUUGAAUGUAGCCUUGGGUCUCUGCGUCAAGAAAUGUCCUGAGCUUCCUAAACUUAAUGGGUGUACUUAGUUUGACCGCAAGAGUGCAAAAUUACUGUGAAAAGUAUUCCAAAGCUACGACAUUGCUAGCAUGACUUAUUCAUGAUGAAGUUUGGAGUAUUUUGGGAAAUAUACAGUCAUUCAAAUAAUAAAAGAAAAGUAUUCAAUUUACUUGAUUACUUGGUGAGAAAGGUGAUGUCCACACCAUAAAUAUCUGUCCGCGUAAAGGAUACCACUGUUGGGUAUCUUUAUCCUCGAUUUGUCUCAAGAGCUCUCCUGUUCGUUUUUAACAUUUGUUGUUCACCCUAUUCAUCAUCCUACAGUCUCUAAUCAGCUGUUCUUGUAACGAACAUUACAUUAAUUACAUAGGAUGCAUCAAAUGGGGCUGGGCAGUGUAAGAGCAAGAAUGAUAUUAAUAAAACUGUUUUAUGCUGUAGUCCAGUAAAGGAUUUCAGCAUGUAUCUUUUUGAGUCAUGUUUUUAACCUUAUGUAAAUCUCAGCAUAUCACAGUUUACAAAGGUUGAUAAAUCACUGGCUUGCAUUUCCAUGAUGGCAUCUAAAGUCAGGAUGGCAAUAUCAAUGAACAGAAGAAACAAAAUCUACAAAGAAAUGUAUUGUUAAAGGAAACAAAAGAGAAAAAUAAACAACCUCCAGUGGUGUUUGGAAUUUUGCUGUUGCUUUAAGCCAAUGUUAUGUGCUUGCAUUUGUUACUCCAAAAAAGGUGCCAAAAGUGUUUGUACCUUGUCUGGUCUUUGGCAUAUUAUAUUUUGAAAAUAGACCUACAGUGAAGAAAAUGAGUAUUUGAAAACCCUGCUAUAUUGCAAGCAUGGAGGGGUCUGAAAUUUUCAUAGUAGGUGCAUGUCCACUGUGAGAGAUAUAAUCUACAAAGAAAAAUCCAGAAAUUACAAUGUAUGAUUUUUUUUCUUUACCGAUUUGUGUGAUACAGUUGCAAAUAAGGAUUUGAACACCUGUCUUGUCAGUGACAAUUUUGACUCAAAGACCUGUUAGGUCUUAGAUUGGAUUGGCCGGUAAAUUCCCCGAGGUAGACCUUUAAAAGUCUACCUCCAAUGCAUGGAUUAUCCUGAAUCAGAUGCACCUGUGUUAGGUCGUUAGCUGCAUAAAGACACCUGUGCACCCCAUACAAUCAGUGAGACUCAAUCUAGUAACAUGUCCAAGACCAAAAAGGUGUCCAAAGACACCAGAUAAAAAAUUAUACAACUCCACAUAGAUGGAAAGGGCUACGGAGAAAUUGCCAAGCAGCUUGGUUAAAAAAAAAAAAAAAAAAAAAAAAAAAAAGGUCCACUGUUGGAGCAAUCAUUAGAAAAUGGAGAAAGCUAAACAUGACGGUCAUUCUCAAUCGGAGUGGAGCCCCAUGCAAGAUAUCACCUCGUGUGGUUUCAAUGAUCCCUAGAAAGGUAGGAAUCAACCCAGGACUACACGACAGGACUUGGUCAAUGACCUGAAAAGAGCUGGCACCACCGUUUCCAAGGUGUCUGUUGAUAAUACACAAAUACGUCAUGGUUUGAACUCAAGGAUGACACGAAAGGGUCCCCUGCUUAAACCAAUACAUGUCAAUGCCUGUCUUAAGUUUGCCAAUGACGAUUUUGAUGAUACAGAGGAGUCAUGGGUGAUUGUUUUGUGUUCAGAUGAGACCAAAAUUGAACUUUUUGGUCACAAUUCCACUCACUGUGUUUGGAGGAAGACGAAUGAUUAGUUCCAUCCCCAAAACACCAUCCCUAAUGUGAAGCAUGGGUGUAGUAGGAUCAUGCUUUGGGGGUGUUUUUCUGCACAAGGGACAGGAAGGACUGCACUGUACUCUGUGUUUCUCAGCGACAGGCCAGAAACCUGUCUGCUCUAGAGAAGAUCUGUUUGGAGGACUGGGCCAAAAUCCCUCCUGCAGUGUGUGCAAACCCGGUGAACAACUCCAGGAAACGUUUGACCUCUGUAAUUGCAAACAAAGCCUACUGGACCAAAUAUUAACAUUGGUUUUCUCAGGUGUUCAAAUACUUAUUUGCAGCUGUAUCACACAAAUAAAUCGUUAAAAAAUCAUACAUUGUGAUUUCUGGAUUUUUCUUCUUAGAUUAUCUCACUCAGUGAACAUGAACCUAUGAUGAAAAUUUCAGACCCCUCCAUGAUAUCUAAAUGGGAGAACUUGCAAUAUAGCAGGGUGUUCAAAUACUUAUUUUGUUUACUGUAAACCCAAAAAGGUUAUAUAUCGAAAAGGACUUUAAUUUCUAGUGGAAAUGAGCCUUAAGUUUCAGAAGUAAUGCUCUUAACAGACCAGAGGCUGGUGUCUACAACCAAAGUUAUUUUACGUUACUGUUCUGUGUGGCCAAAG